AUGGCCACUCCAAACUCUCUCCCUUUAUGUGAAAAAAUUUCACGUAGAAGCGCUGCACAGAGAGCCAUUGAUGUCAUAAUCCUCUUCCUUCUCCUUUCUCUCCUCGUUUAUCGUUUCCUCUUCCUCAACGACCAUGGCCUCACUUGGCUCCUCGCCUUCCUAUGCGAAUCAUGGUUCACCUUCAUUUGGGUUCUAGUCAUGAACAUCAAAUGGAAUCCUGUUGGAUACAAAACAUACCCGGACAACCUCUUGCCAAGGGUAACCGAGCUUCCCUCGGUAGACAUGUUUGUGACAACUGCAGAUUCUGUGCUUGAACCUCCUAUCAUCACCAUAAACACCGUGCUCUCUUUGAUGGCGGUUGAUUAUCCAGCUAACAAGCUAGCUUGCUAUGUUUCCGAUGAUGGCUGCUCUCCUCUCACCUUCUACUCUCUUGUCGAGGCCUCAAAGUUUGCCAAGCUUUGGGUUCCAUUCUGUAAGGAGAACAAUAUUCAAGUGAGAGCUCCUUUUAAAUACUUUUCUGAUGACUCCCUAACCUUCAGUGAUAGCUCUAAUUGGGAGUUCCAGCAAAAAUGGAAAAGUAUGAAGGUUGAGUAUGAGCUGCUUUGCCAUAAAAUUGAGGAUGCCGCCAAAAAGUCCAGGCCAUGUGAUUUUUUGGGGGAAUUCGCAGAGUUCUCAAAUGUAGAACGCAAAAACCAUCCAACUAUUAUCAAGGUUAUUUGGGAGAAUAAGGAAGGUCUUCCAGAUGGAUUAUCGCAUUUGGUGUAUGUAUCUAGGGAGAAGCGAGAUAAGCAUCCACAUCAUUACAAAGCAGGUGCCAUGAACGUUCUAACGAGAGUCUCCGGAUUGAUGUCGAAUGCUCCCUAUAUGUUGAAUGUAGACUGCGAUAUGUUUAUUAACAAUCCAAAAGUUGUUCUUCAUGCAAUGUGUCUGCUGCUUGGUUCCAAGAGUGAAAAAGAAAGUGCAUAUGUUCAGUUCCCACAGAUGUUCUAUGAUGGAUUAAAGGAUGACCCAUAUGGCAAUCAGCUCGUGAUUUUGUUUGAAUACAUAAUGCACGGAAUGUCUGGAAUUCAAGGACCUCAUUACGAUGGAACAGGAUGUUUCCAUAGACGUAAAAUUAUUUACGGGCUAUCUCCAGAUACUAUGGAAUCAAUUAACAGAAAAUUGGAUGAGGAUAAGCUUUUAGAAUUCGGGAGUUCAAAGGAGUUGAUUAAAUCAAUAGCUCAUGCUUUGAAAGGGAAUAAAGAUCCACCUGACCAUCUUUGGGACUCCAUUGAAGCAGCACAUCAAGUCGCCAAGUGCGACUUCGAAUAUAGUACUAACUGGGGUACAGAGCUGUUGGGUUGGAGAUAUGGAUCGACCACAGAGGACGUCUUAACUGGGCUAGCAAUCCAUAAAAGGGGUUGGAGGUCUGUUUAUUGCACACCCGAUCCAUCGGCCUUUUUAGGAUGUGCACCCUCGGGUGGGCCUGCUGCAAUGACCCAACAAAAAAGGUGGGCCACUGGCAUGCUUGAAAUUCUAUUGAGCCGAAGUUGUCCCAUAUUUGCCACCCUGUUUGAGAAGCUCCAAUUCAGGCAGUGUAUGGCUUAUUUGUGGUUGUUCUCGUGGGGCAUACGCUCCAUUCCUGAGCUAUGCUAUGCUACUCUUCCAGUGUAUUGUAUCAUCACCAACUGUUUCUUCUUGCCAAAGGUUCAAGAACCAGCAUUCUAUGCACUAGUUGCUCUCUUUGUCAUUUACAACCUAUACACUUUAUCCGAGUACUUAAGAACUGGCCAGUCAGUUCGAGCUUGGUGGAAUAACCAUAGAAUGGCAAGAAUUACCACCAUGAAUGCAUGGUUCUUUGGAUUUCUGAGUGUCAUGUUGAAGCUCUUGGGAAUAUCAGAGAACGUCUUUGAAGUUACAAAAAAAGACCAAUCUAGUGAUGCUUCCAGUGAUGAUGAUGCUGGGAGGUUCACCUUCGACGAGUCCCCAAUUUUUGUGCCAGGUACAACCAUUUUGCUACUUCACUUGGCUGCCCUGGUUGUGAGCUUGUUGAAUUUGCAACCCCCCGCUCAUGAUAGGCAUGGGUCAGGGCUAGGGGAGGUCUUGUGUAGUGUGUGGUUGGUGCUAUGCUUCUGGCCAUUUUUGAAAGGGCUAUUUGGGAAAGGGAAGCACGGAAUUCCCAUAACUACCAUAUGCAAGUCAGCUGCAUUGGCAUUACUCUUUCUGCACUUGUGUAGAAAGACCACUAUGGGUUGA
This is a messenger RNA of Corylus avellana, 2235 nucleotides long. RefSeq names its product cellulose synthase-like protein B6. Gene Ontology annotation, molecular function: cellulose synthase (UDP-forming) activity. Gene Ontology annotation, biological process: cellulose biosynthetic process. Gene Ontology annotation, cellular component: membrane. The record is from RefSeq and is a predicted model, not a curated record. Lineage: Eukaryota; Viridiplantae; Streptophyta; Magnoliopsida; Fagales; Betulaceae.